AUGGAAGCGGCGUCUGCAGAGCCGCGGUCCCCGGGCGCGCUGGGACCGCUGGCUGCGCUCUGCUUGGUGAAUCUCUUCCUGACUGGGAAAAUUGAGAGUGCGGUCCCUUCCUUAGCCGCUUGUAGUGGAAAACCAGAGCAGCAUACAGAACGGCGAGGGGUCAUUUACAGCCCUUCCUGGCCACUCAACUAUCUCCCGGCCAUGAACUGCAGCUGGUACAUCCAAGGAGAUCGUGGCGAUGUCAUCACGAUUAGUUUUAAGAACUUUGAUGUGGAGGACUCUCCCAAAUGCUCCAUAGACUGGUUGAUGAUGGGUCCUUCUUCCAAAGGGGAGGAGUACAAAGUGUGUGGAUCUUUUAUCCCUCCUUCGUUCAUCUCUGCCAGGGACCACAUCUGGAUUUUUUUCCACUCAGAUCCAUCAAGUUCAGCGCAGGCUCAGGGAUUUCGCCUUUCUUACAUUCGAGGAAAGGUUGGCCAAGCCAGCUGCCAACCAGACGAAUUCCACUGUCUCAAUGGCAAAUGCAUCCCCAUCACUUGGAAGUGCAACUCCAUGGACGAAUGUGGGGAUAACUCGGACGAGAAAAACUGCAGCCUCCCCCCGACGGAGCCCCAAUCCAACCUCUGUCCUUCGGGGACGUUCCAGUGCAACAUUGCCCAUUCCAUCAAGUGCUUGCUGAACGAGCUGAAAUGCAACACCGUGAAAGACUGCAGCGACGGCUCCGACGAAGAAAAUUGCCCCGAUCUCUCUUGCGGCAAGAAACUGAGCAAUUUCUACGGGUCAUUUGCCUCGCCGGAUUUGUUCCGCCUGGACCGGAGUCGGGCCGACCUCUGUUGCACGUGGCAGGUGGACACGCAAGAUAACCGCCACGUUCUUCUGCAGCUCAGUUUGCAGCUGGGCUACAAGGAUUACGUGAAGGUGUACGAUGGCUUAGAGGAGAAAGCCGACAGGCUGAUCGAGACGCUCUCGUAUCGGAAUAACAAGCACACGGUCAGCCUGGAGUCCUCCAAGGGGCAGAUGACCAUCUUGUACUACGCCUGGUCGAAAAGCACCGGUCACGGGUUCAACGCAACCUAUCAAGUCAAAGGGUAUUGCCUCCCCUGGGAGCACCCGUGCGGGGAUGAUGAGGAGUGUUACUCCGAUAAGCAGCACUGUGAUGGGUGGUGGCACUGCGCCAACGGCAAGGACGAGGAGAACUGCCCCGCCUGUCAGAAGAACGAGUACCCCUGCGAGGGGAACAGCGGGCUGUGCUACUCCUUGCUCGACCGGUGCAACAACCAGAAGAACUGCCCCAACGGGUCAGAUGAGAAGAACUGUUUUGUGUGCCAGCCGGGGAACUUCCACUGCGGCACCAACCUCUGCAUUUUUGAGACCUGGCGUUGUGAUGGCCAGGAGGAUUGCCAGGAUGGCAGCGACGAGCACAACUGCUUGGUGAUCGUGCCGCGGAAGGUCAUCACAGCUGCUCUGAUCGGGAGCCUGGUCUGUGGGCUGCUGUUGGUGAUCGCCUUGGGUUGUGCCUUCAAGCUCUACUCUCUGAGGAGCAGGGAAUACCGGGCAUUUGAAACCCAGAUGACUCGCCUGGAGGCGGAGUUCGUAAGGCGUGAAGCUCCUCCUUCUUACGGGCAGCUGAUCGCACAAGGACUCAUUCCACCCGUGGAAGAUUUCCCUGUUUAUAAUGCAUCUCAGGCUUCCGUGCUGCAGAACAUCCGAACGGCCAUGAGGCGGCAAAUGAGGCGCCAUUCCUCGAGGCGCAGCUCUUCCCGCCAACGUUUGGGCAGACUCUGGAACAGAUUCUUUCACAGGCCGCGAGCGAGAGGCCAGGUUCCCCUCUUGCAUCCUACGCGCACCUCCCAGACGGUUCUGGGGGACGGGAUCCUGAACCGCGCAGACGGUACACCUGUGGAGAGUCUCCGGGCCUCUCCGGAAGAGGCUUGUGGCCCAUCUGGAGGGGUUUCUGAACCUGGCAACAGCCCCUCGGCCUUGGAGGCCGAAGCAGCGGAAGUCCCGUCUGCCGAGAGUGUGCCAAGUCCUUGCCCGGUGGCUCUGCCGGACGCUGAGGGCCAGCACAGCCGUGUGGCUGAAGAUGCCCCCGAGGGACAACUCACACAAGCCGGCAAGGCAGAUUCAGGGAGAACAUUUAGGGAUCCUUUGCUGGAAAGAGUGACAGAAAUUCACCAAUUCACCAGGUCACAUGGCAGGACAGCUGGAGACGGCAGACAUUCUCAGCUACUGAGGGAAGAACUGCCUCACCCAAGGCCCUUAAAAAACUGGGAGUCCAGGUACCCUGAAACCUACAGAGCCGCCCUCCCUCUUCGGGGGGAGCAGCCGCCCAAUGGUGACCCACACUCGUGCCACGAAGAACCUUUUGGCAUUCACCCUCCUUGUUGCCAUUCCAUGGAAGUGCCAAUAGCCGCCUGCCCACUCCCAGUCCCCGAAAGGAGUCCCAGUGAUGACGAGUCUUUGUUGGUGUGCUGAAGGGUCAUGUUCGCAAGGCAGAAGGUCAAUCCUGAGCUCGCGUGUGCCACAGCUGUGGGCAAAUGGCACAGGUCCCAUAAUCCACGUCCUAGGUGCAAUGACACUACGGGGCGCCUUACCUCGCUUAGCUCCCCCAUGUGCCUGCCGCAGUAGGACACCCCACCCUCUGCCUACACCAGCCAGGAGUGGGGCCAG
Molecule: messenger RNA, 2667 nt
Organism: Notechis scutatus (mainland tiger snake)
Lineage: Eukaryota; Metazoa; Chordata; Lepidosauria; Squamata; Elapidae
Gene: LRP3
Product: LDL receptor related protein 3
Cellular component (GO): plasma membrane
Molecular function (GO): protein binding
Source: RefSeq, a predicted model, not a curated record